AUGGCGGGGGAGCGGGUGGAGGUGGACGGCGGGAUCAUGGAAGGGGGCGGCCAGAUCCUGCGGGUGUCUACGGCCCUGAGCUGCCUUUUGGGCCUGCCCUUGCGCGUGCAGAAGAUCCGAGCAGGCCGCAGCACCCCUGGCUUGAGGCCUCAGCAUUUAUCUGGACUGGAAAUGAUUCGAGAUUUGUGUGAUGGACAGCUGGAGGGGGCAGAAAUUGGCUCAACAGAAAUAACCUUUACACCAGAGAAGAUUAAAGGUGGAACUCACACAGCAGAUACCAAGACAGCAGGGAGUAUAUGCCUCUUGAUGCAGGUCUCAAUGCCCUGUGUUCUCUUUGCUGCCUCUCCAUCAGAACUGCGUUUGAAAGGUGGGACCAAUGCAGAAAUGGCUCCACAGAUUGAUUACACAGUGAUGGUUUUCAAGCCAAUUGCUGAAAAAUUUGGUUUCAAAUUUAAUUGUGACAUUAAAAUGAGGGGCUACUAUCCAAAAGGGGGUGGUGAAGUGAUUGUUCAGAUGUCACCAGUUAAAAAGUUGAACCCAAUAGACUUAACUGACCGUGGCUCUGUGACUAAGAUAUAUGGAAGAUCUUUUGUUGCUGGUGUUUUACCACUUAAAGUAGCAAAAGAUAUGGCGGCAGCAGCCGUGAGGUGCAUCCGAAAGGAGAUCAGGGACCUGUACGUUAACAUCCAGGCGGUGCAGGAAACGAAGGACCAAGCCUUUGGCAAUGGAAGUGGAAUAAUUAUUGUUGCUGAGACAUCUACUGGAUGUUUAUUUGCUGGAUCAUCGCUUGGUAAACGAGGUGUAAAUGCUGACAAAGUUGGAAUUGAAGCUGCUGAAAUACUGUUAGCAAAUCUUCGACAUGGUGGUGCUGUGGAUGAGUAUUUGCAAGACCAGCUGAUCAUUUUCAUGGCAUUAGCUAAUGGUAUUUCCAGAAUAAAAACAGGACCAGUUACGCUCCAUACGCAGACGGCUAUACAUUUUGCUGAACAACUAGCAAAAGCCAAAUUUACUGUGAAGAAAUCUGAAGAUGAAGAAGAUGCCUCCAAAGACACUUACAUUAUUGAGUGCCAAGGAAUUGGGAUGACAAAUCCACAUUUAUAACUAUUUGCCUUUCAAAAGAUACGUCAAUAUUUUAUUGCACUACUUCAUUUCAUAAACACUACUACCAAGUGUUGAAUACGAAGUAAGUUAUUGAAGG
Elephantulus edwardii (Cape elephant shrew) is the source of this 1198-nucleotide messenger RNA. It is a transcript of the gene RTCA, whose product is annotated as RNA 3'-terminal phosphate cyclase. The transcript has 11 exons. Gene Ontology annotation, biological process: RNA processing. Bases 1 to 1101 code for a protein of 366 amino acids. Lineage: Eukaryota; Metazoa; Chordata; Mammalia; Macroscelidea; Macroscelididae. Gene Ontology annotation, cellular component: nucleus. The record is from RefSeq and is a predicted model, not a curated record. Gene Ontology annotation, molecular function: RNA-3'-phosphate cyclase activity.